AUGGGAAUAGGGGCUGAGGAUCAGCAAUUUCUUGAUUUAUUAAAUAAUCCGAUAUGUUUUAUCCCGAUUUUGUUUAUUUGUAUUCCGAAAGUUCUUUCAUUUCAUACAUCGAAAUUUGUCAGCUGGACUGGACUGCUUGUCACGCAACGUAGAGUACAAAUUUUAAAUACAGUUUUUGCUAUUAUGGCUUCUGCUGGUGAAGGAUUAGAUGACAAUUUAGAGAAUUACAAAGCCCAAUUAAAACAGGUUGAUGCUGCACUAUUGAUAGAUGAAGAUAAUGAAGAUCUUAAAAAACUUAAACAAGAUUUGUUGGAAGUGAUCCAGCUUUCGGAAGAACUGAUGCAAAUUAAUGAUGCACCAGCAGUAGAAGAGACGCCUGAUGUGACUUUGGUUUCCAAUGGGAAAGAAUGGAAGUCAGGUGAUCGGUGCAGAGCUAUACGAAAAACAGAUGGAGAAUAUUAUACAUGCACUGUGGACAUGAUAGCUGACGAUAAAGUUUCAUGUACAGUAAAAUUCGACAACAGUGGUUCUGUAGAUGUUGUAAAAUUAUCUUCACUGGAACCUAUCGAAGAAGAGGUCAAGUUACCACAAGGAACCAUUAUUGUUAGUAGCACUCAAAAUAAAUCAAAUAAAAUUACCAGGGAAGAAAUAGACAAACGAAGGGAGGUAAAAAAGAAGAAAUUGCAGAAAAAGAAGCAAAGAAUGAAGGAUUUUGAAGAAGCGCGCGAAGCUGGUAAAAACAGAUGGCAAACAUUUUUUAAAAAAGGAAGUCUGAAGGGCAAACACAAGGUGAAAGGAAUUAACAAGAAAAGUAUAUUUGCAUCAAGAGAAGACGGAAAAGGAAAAAUUGGUGUUGGUACGUGUGGCACGUCAGGCAAAGGAAUGACUGACUACACGCCGGCGUCUUCAUACAUGUACAAGAAAUAAGUCCUGUUUUACACAAGAAAUAAGUCCUGUUUUACACUAAGUAUUGUCGUGUAGACCGAAAUGGUAUCGUUUAAAGAGAAGCACAUCUUGGCAAAGGUAGUCCUGUACCAACCACGACGGAUUUGGUUGUGUGACUGGUGUGUGUCAAAAAAAGAAAGACUUUUCUGAUCCUUCGUCCAAUACAUUGUAAUUUUAAUGUUCAGGGCUGUUUAAUAAUUACGUCACGUCCUGUGGGUAGGUUUGUCCACACGUUUUUCAUGAUUCUCAGUGCUUAUAAAUUAGGGUUGUUAAUUCAAAUCCAUGAUAACGCAACGGUAAGCAAUUUCAUUGCAACCCCUGUCUUGGAUGAUAUAUAAACAGUUUGAGAAACAUUAAAAAAUAAGUUCGUACAACUAGUCUUCUAUAGUUUUGGUUUGUGUAGCUGGGUCGAUUUUGUUUAGCUAUGCAGGGUCGAUUUUGUUUAGCUAUGCUGGGUCGAUUUUGUGUAGCUAUACUGGGUCGAUUUUGUGUAGCUAUGCUGGGUCGAUUUUGUGUAGCUAUACUGGUCGAUUUUGUGUAGCUAUACUGGGUCAAUUUUGUGUAGCUGUGCGGGGUCGAUUUUGUGUAGCUGUGCUGGGUCGAUUUUGUGUAGCUAUACUGGGUCGAUUUUGUGUAGCUAUGCUGGGUCGAUUUUGUGUAGCUAUGCUGGGUCGAUUUUGUGUAGCUAUGCUGGGUCGAUUUUGUGUAGCUAUACUGGGUAAUUUUGUGUAGCUAUGCGGGGUCGAUUUUAGAUUCCUAAAGUUAUUUUGAAUUGGAAAAAAUGUUACGCUUGGUGUAACUUAGCAUAGGAGGGUCCCAUAAAUAAACAUGAGGAAGCGUGUUGAUGUGGGUCAAAAAGACAAUUUUAGUGUGACGUAAUGAUUAAACUGCUCCUUUUAUUGUUUUAAUAGCUGAUAAUUUUGUUAGAAAAAAAAAUAUCGACACGUUUUA
Molecule: messenger RNA, 1896 nt
Organism: Hydractinia symbiolongicarpus
Lineage: Eukaryota; Metazoa; Cnidaria; Hydrozoa; Anthoathecata; Hydractiniidae
Product: survival of motor neuron-related-splicing factor 30-like
Exons: 10
Coding region: 1-927 (308 amino acids)
Biological process (GO): mRNA processing
Cellular component (GO): cytoplasm; nucleus
Molecular function (GO): RNA binding
Source: RefSeq, a predicted model, not a curated record